AUGCGUAUUACUUGCUCGGUACUCGUGGGGAUCUUAGGGGCAACAUCACAGACUCUGGUGCGGGCUUCACCGGCCACAUCCCUACAUCUCGUGCGGCAGUACGAUGAAGAUGUUGGUGUGAAUGUGGCUGCUGUGGGACAAUGCCCCAUGGAUUGUUGGAACGAAGCAGUGGAGGAAGCAGAAUGCGACCCGAACACGGAUGAUGACUGCUUGUGCGGUCCUUUCUUUGAAGCUGUCACAGACUGUACAAGUGAAUCAUGUAAUACUGAGGACAAUCUCGCUUCCUUCAACCUGCUUGCACUUAGAUCAACGGCCGAUUACCUGAACGACUCUCAAUGUCUAGUGUACGACACUGCGGCCUUGGUGCAUUUAACGCUAUGGCUUAUUUCCUUGGGGCUGGCACUAUUGCAGGCUGCCUAG
Plenodomus lingam JN3 is the source of this 420-nucleotide messenger RNA. RefSeq lists its product as uncharacterized. NCBI's taxonomy places the organism in Eukaryota, Fungi, Ascomycota, Dothideomycetes, Pleosporales, Leptosphaeriaceae. The record is from RefSeq and is a predicted model, not a curated record.